AAGAGGCAGAAAAUAAAACGAAAAAACAAAUCGAUCGAGAUUAAAGACCAAAGUGAAUUUAUUUCGCUUUUAAGUGUCACAUUUUUUAAAAUAAGUUUAACCGCGCAUGCGUAAUAUAUAAAUUUUAAGAUGGCGGAAUAUGUGUUCAAAGUGCAGCGAUUCGUCAGUUGCACAGCUGAUACUAAAGUGACGUCAGUAAAACAAAGCCAUGCGCGGUCGAUCGCAACCGUGAAAUAAACCGAACAGACCGAACUGUCUAGUAAGCAAACAUUGAGCGUUCGUAGUUCGGUGAGGUGCGUUCCUUAAUAUUUUUUUUAUUGUUAAUACCGAAGAUUACUGGUGGUUUACGUACGUAAGCAAAGCAAAUAUCUCGUGCAAUUACUUUGUGAACGAUGCCAUUCAUAUCAAAAGAUUGGCGCAGUCCUGGUGAAGAAUGGGUAAAAACUGUCGAAGGUUGGGAAAAGAAGAAAAUCCUCGAAUGCGCCAACAAUAAAACACUUUCUCUUUUACUUCGUGGCGAUAAGGAUGUGCUCGACAAAAAGGAGAAGGAUAAAAAGAAAGAAAAUGUCAUCCAGCCGCAUUGCCGCAUUACGCUGAAAUGCACCCGUGAGGUGAGUGACUUGUUCCAUCCAUGUUUAUAUUUAACCUUAACCUCGUAAAAAAAGAGCAGAAAUGAGCUUUGGUCGUUAAGAAAGAUUUGAAGGAAAUGAAGAAGAAAAAGGAGAGACGAAAGGAGAACUAUGAAAAAAAGGGAUAAAGGUAGAAACGAUACGAAAACAAAGAAGAAGAAAAUAAAGAAGAACAAAAUUCGGGUUUGGAAUUCUAUUUGAUUCCAAAUAAUAUAUGUAUUGUUAAGGUGCGUCUUCAUUGCAUUGGCAUACGCUAUACGCCAAUCGACAAGGCUGCUCAGUAGCACCACAGAUGAGCUAUAUGGAUUGACCUAACAUGCAAUACAUUUUUUUGUCACACGCUCGUGGAGGGCUCCAUUUCGCGUCGCAUUCUGCCCUACCGAUUUAGGCAAGUUUUGCACUGCAGCGCUACUAGUAAUGAGAAUUAAAAUCGAAAAAUAUGAACAAUGUUACCACAUCUGCACUGAGAAUUAUUUAUUGAAUUAAACGUGGUGACAUUUCGUCAAUAAAAGAAUAGGUUAUUUUAAGUAGCAAUUGAUAAAAAUUC
Frieseomelitta varia is the source of this 1176-nucleotide messenger RNA. Its product is annotated as F-box only protein 25-like. The record is from RefSeq and is a predicted model, not a curated record. Bases 393 to 659 code for a protein of 88 amino acids. Gene Ontology annotation, cellular component: cytoplasm; nucleus; SCF ubiquitin ligase complex. The transcript is spliced from 3 exons. Lineage: Eukaryota; Metazoa; Arthropoda; Insecta; Hymenoptera; Apidae. Gene Ontology annotation, biological process: protein ubiquitination.